Messenger RNA from Parnassius mnemosyne (clouded apollo), 2796 nucleotides. The record is from the annotation of a GenBank genome assembly. Lineage: Eukaryota; Metazoa; Arthropoda; Insecta; Lepidoptera; Papilionidae.
AUGAAAGUGUUCAUGGACAUGAAGCCGGGCGGCUCGCUGUGCACGGUGCUCGCCACCAUGUUCCGCUUCAAGUCGGAGCAGCGGUGGCGCAAGUUCGACUUCCAGGUCGGUAAGAACCCUUCGCGAAAGGACCUCAACGUGCAAAUGAUGAUGGAGAUAGAAUCUGCUCUAAUGAGCGCUGAGGUAAUACGUUCACCCUGCGUCUUCAUACGACCGGACGUCGAUAAGGCAACAGCUAACAAGGUCAAAGAUAUCGUCAGCAAUCACCAGGGGGAGAUUUGUGAUGAUGAAGAAGAUGCGACCCAUAUCAUCUACCCAACAGUAGACCCCCUCGAGGAGGAGUACGCUAGGCCCGUGUUCCGGCGAGGCAAUAACGUGCUGGUGCACUGGUACUAUCUGCCCGACAGCCACGACACAUGGUCUCAGACCGAAUUGCCUGUGGAAGUGCCCGAGUCAGCGAACUGGGAGUGUAGCCGUGCGGAACCGUGGCGCGUGACGGCCACGUGGGUGCUCGACCUGCCGCAGUACAACGAGUGGAUGAAUGAGGAGGACUACGAGGUCGACGCCGCCGGCAAGAAGAAGGUUCAUAAACUACGUCUUUCGGUUGACGAUCUAAUACCGGGUACAGAACCAUCGAGCAAGGCGAAGAAAAGUAAAAGAAAGCGUUCACCCUCUCCUCCGCCGCAGAAACACGGAAAAAGAAAGAGUCGCUCAUCAAAGCGUCGUGAUAACGAUGGCGAAGAUGAAGAGGACAAUGCUUCCAGAGACAACACUGAUACUGCACCUACUCCCGAAAUUGAACGACCUACGGACACACCGGCCGCGGCGCCAGUAGCGGCCGAGCCGGCGCCGGUGGCGGAGGCGCCCGCCACGCCCGCGCCCGCCAUGGACGUGCACGACGACUCGCAGGGCAAGCACAGCGACUCCAACACGCAGGAAAUGCUUACGAAAGAAGAGUUGGAGGACAAUGUGACAGAUCAAACGCAUCACAUCGUUGUUCCUUCUUACUCAGCCUGGUUCGAUUAUAACUCAAUCCACACGAUAGAGAAGCGUGCAUUACCAGAAUUUUUCAAUGGAAAAAACAAAUCGAAAACGCCUGAAAUAUAUCUUGCAUACAGGAACUUCAUGAUCGACACGUACCGGCUGAAUCCUACGGAGUACUUAACUAGUACGGCGUGCCGUCGCAACCUAGCGGGCGACGUGUGCGCCAUUAUGCGUGUCCAUGGCUUCCUUGAGCAGUGGGGACUCAUCAACUACCAGUUAGAGGCGGAGUCUCGACCGACAGCAAUGGGACCGCCGCCUACUUCGCACUUCCACGUGCUGUCCGACACACCUUCUGGACUUCAACCCCUGCAAUCUAGGCCUUCACAGCCAAGACCAGCAGAAAACGCGGCCGUGCCUAAAGUGGAGGCUGGGCUGCCGAACGGCACGGAGGCCGGGGCUCCAGCAGCUGCUGCCGCCGCAGCCGGCGCCGCGGCCGCCGCCCCGGCCGCGGCCCCCGGACCCGCCCCCGCGCCCGCGCCCACCGCCCCGCCCGCGCCCGCCGCAGCGCCAGCUCCGGCCGCACCGCCAGCGACCGUCAAGCAGGAGCCCACCAUCGACCUGGGCACAACGCCCGGACUCAAACUUGACCAGUACCGCGGCGGGACGCGCGGGCGCGAGUGGACGGAGCAGGAGACGCUGCUGCUGCUGGAGGCGCUGGAGCUGCACCGCGACGACUGGAACCGCGUCGCCGCGCACGUGGGCACGCGCACGCACGACGAGUGCAUCCUGCACUUCCUGCGCCUGCCCAUCGAGGAGCCCUACCUGCAGGACUCCGCCUCCGGUGGCGUACUAGGUCCUCUUGCCUAUCAGCCGAUACCCUUCAGCAAAGUCGGCAACCCAGUGAUGAGUACAGUGGCGUUUUUGGCGUCAGUUGUCGAUCCACGAAUAGCCUCUAAGGCUACCAGGGCUGCUAUGGAUGAAUUUGCUGCUAUCAAGGACGAGGUUCCGGCGGCCAUGAUGGAGGCGCACGUGAAGGCGGCGGGCGCACACGGGCCGGCCGCCGCUCUCGCUGCCACCGGCAUCGCUGGCACCGCGCCAGACGUCAAGCCGCCAGGUGAAAAGAAAGAAGAACCGUCGGAUGUGAAAACGGAACCAAUGGAGGUUGAAGAAAGCGAGGUGAAGGUGAAAGACGAGCCAUCUGACGCAACAUCCGCUGAUGAAGCUAAGGAUAGAAAGGAGACCGCGACGCCUCCUCCUGAGUGCGGUGCGGCUGCAGGCGGUGCUGCAGGCGGCGUGGCAGGCGGUGGCAGCGGUGGCAGCGGUGGCGCUGUGGAGGCGGGCGUGGCGGCGGCGGCGGCGGCGGCGCUGGCGGCGGCCGCGGUCAAGGCCAAGCACCUGGCCGGCGUCGAGGAGCGCAAGAUCAAGUCGCUCGUGGCGCUGCUGGUCGAGACGCAGAUGAAGAAGCUCGAGAUCAAGCUGCGCCACUUCGAGGAGCUCGAGGCCACCAUGGAGCGCGAGAGGGAGGGUCUUGAAUAUCAAAGGCAGCAAUUGAUUCAAGAACGACAGCAAUUCCAUUUGGAGCAGUUGAAGGCUGCCGAGUUCCGUGCGAGGCAUCAAGCACAUCAAAGGCUGCAAGCGGAAAGUGGCGGGGUGGCGGCAGCCGUCGGCGCGGCGGGUACAGCGGGUGCGGGAGGCGCGGCGGGCGCGGCGGGCGCGGGGGGCGCGGGGGGCGCGGGGGAGGCGGCGGCCGGCGAGGUGGGCGCGCCGCACGCGCCGCACGCGCCGCCCGCCGCUCCCCCGCACCACGUCUAA